Thermothelomyces thermophilus ATCC 42464 is the source of this 2417-nucleotide messenger RNA. RefSeq lists its product as uncharacterized. The record is from RefSeq and is a predicted model, not a curated record. The transcript has 3 exons. NCBI's taxonomy places the organism in Eukaryota, Fungi, Ascomycota, Sordariomycetes, Sordariales, Chaetomiaceae. Bases 430 to 2124 code for a protein of 564 amino acids.
GGGUGGCUAACUUUCUUGGUCAGAGAAAGAAGCGGGCGGCAAUGUUCCGUCUUGAGGAUAUGAUUCAUGAUCCAUGACCAGAUUGACCCUCCGUUCUCGCCUUGGUCUUCUUCACUUUCGGUGACAUGGUGUCUUCUCUCCUCGGGCUUGAGCAUUCACCAUAAAAUCAAAUUAAUGACGGUCUGGUGGAUCGGAUCUCUAGAUACCCAGUACCGCUCUUCUCCUUCUCUCUGUUGCUCGAGUCCGAGUCUCCCCUGUCUUCCACGGCCCGGUCAAAUCUUGAACAUCACUUAAGGCCUUCAUAUUCAGAUCUGUACCUCUUACCGAGAGAACAGCACCCUGGAUCCCAACAACAACAACAACAACAACAACAAAAACAGAAAGAAAGGCAAAAGAAAAUAAGGGGUAGAGAAGAAAAGUUUCAGCCAAAUGGCGGUCGAUACGAGCUCGGCGCUCUUUGCGCCAACGGGCAAUGACAACAUUGCCCCGACCCCCUUUUACGUCCUGAACUGGGUCUUCUUCGUGCUCUGCGUGGUGGCCUUCGUGAUGCGGGCCUACGUCCGGUACCUCUGCUUCCGGAGGCUGGUGCUCGAGGACUACCUGAUGCUGGUGGCGCUGGUGCUGCACUGUGCCGAGGCGGUCCUGGUGCAGCUCUACGUCGGGUACAUGUACGACGUCGAGGCGGUCGAGAAGGGCGACUUCUCCGUCAUGGGCCCGGACUUUUUCCCGAACUCCAAGAAGGGGUUCGCCGCCCUGGGCGCCAGCGUCAACAUCACCAUCGUCGGCGUGCUCAUCAUCAAGCUCAACUUCCUCAUCUUCUUCAAGCGCCUCGGCACCUGCAUCCGCAAGUUCAACAUUGCCUGGUGGGCCGUCACCUUCUUCACCGUCGCCAGCGCCAUCACCCAGAUCGGCAUGCAGACCUUUGGCUGCUUCUUUGGCAGCACCGACUACAUCUUUAGCGAGCACUGCGCCGCCGAGCCCGCCCUGACGCGCAUCUUUGCCAACGCCAUCUAUUCGGCCGUCGUUGAUGCCGUGUCCGACGUGCUAAUCGUGUGCUUGCCCGUCUGGAUCCUCUGGGGUAGCGGCAUCACACUGCGCAAAAAGCUCGCCCUGACGUUCGUCUUCAGUCUCGUGUGGCUCACCAUCGCCAUCACGAUCGUGCGGGGCAGCAUCUUCCACAAGCAGUACAGCAUGGCGGCAUCGGGCGAGGGCUCGCAGAUGCAGAGCGCCACCUUCACCUGGUUCUGGUUCUACACCGAGUUCAGCGUGGCCUUCCUGAUCGCCUGCUUCGUCUCCUUCCGCUCCCUCUUCGUGCAGCGGUCCAAGCAGGCGAGCACGCCCCGCCAGCAGCAGGAGUUGCGCGAGAAGGCCUACCAGAGCGCCCUCCGCCGCCGCGCCGACCGCAGCUGGCGCGCCCGGUGGCACUACCUGCACGAGAGCCUGCUCGACAUGUGCAGGACCCUCGAGGGCUGGUCCGGCAGCGACGACGAGACGCUCCGCAGCCGCGGCUGGUUGCCCCACGUGCCGUCGGGCCUCAUGACGGUCGACUUUCAGGACGACGACAACUGGAUGAGGAAGAGGAACUUGAACAACACCGCUAUUAAGUCUACGGACAAGAAUAACAACAACAACGACAACAACAACAACAACAACAACAACAAGACCGACGACAACAACGGCAAGGCCGCGCAGGACACAAUAAUCAAGACGGUCACGACGACCAUGACGACGACGACGACCAUGAGCACGCUCCGGGAGGAAGAAGAAGGGGUAGCAGUAGAGUCGCCGUACGACCCGUACCAGGAGAACCCUCCGCGGUACGAUCUUGAGCAGCAGCAGCAGCAGCAGCAGCAGCAGCAGCGGUAUCUCCGGUACGGCCUGUAUCCCCAGCAUCAGCAGUACUCAUAUCCCCGGCAACAACAACCCCAGUAUUAUGCGCAGCACCCGCAGCACCCGCAGCACCCGCAGCACCCGCAGCAGCAGCAGGAGCAGCAGCAGCAACAGCAACAGUAUACUAUGGAUACGCGCCCAGGGUCGCUGCACAGCGAGGAGAUGCUGCUGCAGGAGCCCGAGCCAGCCCACGUCAGGCGGGGGGGUCUGGGGCCCGUGGGGAUGGCGCGGUAGCUUUAUUAUGCUUUGUGACCUGUUUUGCGUUUUGUUUUAUUUGUCCUUUUCCUGCUAUUUUCUUCUUCUUCUUCAUUUUUUUCUCUCAUUGAUGUGACAGGACAUUCUGUUGGGGAAUGGGCGAUGCAAUGGCAGCAUGGGGAACGGCGGAUUGGGCUUGUGGGCGUGGUUUGGUUUGGCGUGGCGUAGGGUGCUGAAUUCAUGAAUUAUUACUAGGUAUCAAUCAUCACUUGCUCGGUGUUGUCGCAGCUUUUUUCCAGGCCCCUUUGUUCAUGUGGUGGAUAUCGAUUUCG